AGAUCAGGUACAACAGAAAGCUCAGAGCAGGUGUUCAUAGGUGUGGCAGCUUGCGCCAAUUCUUCACCUGGAGUUUUCCCACUUUCACAUCUGAUAACACUUACAAAUAUAUAGGGAGCUGAGGAAUACAUCUCAGGUUGCUGUCAUCAUUAAAAUGUGGCUUUUGUGGAUUGGAGGACUUAUAAACUGCCUUGUAGGGGCUGUAUAUGGUGCCGAGGUAUGCUAUGACAAGAUUGGCUGCUUUUCUGAUGAGAGUCCAUGGAGUGGUACUAUAGAAAGACCCAUUGCACGCCUACCAUGGAGUCCUGAGAAGAUCAAUGCCCGCUUUCUUCUUUUCACACGACAGAACCCUGAUUUAUACCAGGAAAUCAGUACAAAUGCAGAUGUCAUUGCAGGGUCUAAAUAUGAAUCAACCAGAAAGACCACUUUUAUAAUCCAUGGAUUUAUCGACAAAGGAGAUGAGAAUUGGCUUAUUGACAUGUGUAAGCUUAUUCUGAGCGUCGAGGAUAUAAACUGUAUUUGUGUAGACUGGAAAUCUGGAUCAAGGACACUGUACACACAGGCGGCGAAUAACAUUCGAGUGGUCGGAGCUCAGAUAGCUUAUAUGAUUUCCAUUUUUGCGGAAAGUUUCCAGCAGAGACCUGAAAGUGUGCAUGUUAUUGGGCACAGCCUGGGUGCACACACGGCUGCAGAAGCUGGUCGAAGGACACAGAGGCUGGGAAGAAUUACGGGUUUGGACCCAGCUGAACCUUAUUUCCAGGGCUGUCCUACUCUGGUAAGACUGGACCCCAGCGAUGCCUUGUUUGUUGAUGUCAUUCACUCAGAUGCGCUUCCCAUGGUCCCUUACCUCGGCUUUGGAAUGUCUCAAGCUGUUGGACACCUUGACUUUUACCCAAAUGGAGGAGAACACAUGCCUGGUUGUGAUAAGAAUAUAAUCUCACAAAUUGUGGACAUUGAUGGCAUUUGGGAAGGUACCCGUGACUUUGUUGCCUGCAAUCACCUGAGAGCCUACAAGUACUAUAGUGAUAGCAUCCUAAACCCUGCAGGCUUUUUAGGAUACCCCUGUUCUGACCAGGCCAUGUUUGAGUCUGGGAAUGGUUUCCCAUGUACUUCCAGUGGUUCAUGUCCCUUCAUGGGUCACCAUGCUAACCAAUUUAAAGUACCCACUGGAGUGAAUAAGAUGAAGUUCUACCUGAACACAGGAGAUGCUCGGCCCUUCUCACGUUAUCGCUAUAAGGUGACAGUCACUAUUGAUGGCUCUCGAACCAACCUAGGGUACUUCAAAGUGGCUUUAUAUGGUGUUAAUGGAAAUACACGCCAGUACCAGAUUCAUGACGGCAUUCUGUCACCGGGUAAUACCUAUGUGCUCCUCAUUGACGUUGAAAAGGAAGUUGAUGAAUUGACUUAUGUAAAGUUUAUAUGGAACAACAGUGUAAUAAACCCUUUGCUGCCCACGUUUGGUGCCACUCAAAUAACAGUGCAGAGAGGACGGGACGGGAAAAUGUUCAAGUUCUGUGGAAAGGAAUGGGUGCGAGAGAACGUCCUACAGACUCUGUCUCCCUGCUAGUGAUGUAAAUUCAGAUACUCACAAUUUUAAGGUUCAGCAUCACAAUAAAGCAUCUACCUUA
Molecule: messenger RNA, 1628 nt
Organism: Pangasianodon hypophthalmus (striped catfish)
Lineage: Eukaryota; Metazoa; Chordata; Actinopteri; Siluriformes; Pangasiidae
Product: pancreatic triacylglycerol lipase
Exons: 13
Coding region: 155-1567 (470 amino acids)
Biological process (GO): lipid metabolic process
Molecular function (GO): triacylglycerol lipase activity; protein binding
Source: RefSeq, a predicted model, not a curated record